This is a messenger RNA of Brassicogethes aeneus, 908 nucleotides long. NCBI's taxonomy places the organism in Eukaryota, Metazoa, Arthropoda, Insecta, Coleoptera, Nitidulidae. The record is from the annotation of a GenBank genome assembly.
GUCCAGGUCCUGUUUUCACAAAAAUUCCAUCGUCCCAUGAAUCAGAAAUCAACUUGAAAUUAACCAUUAAAUAAUAUGCGGGAAAAUGAAUAGACUAAUGGGGCCUGGUCCAGGCAACUACAAACUCCCAUCCCUAAUAGGCAGACAAAACCACGAUUUCACGAAAAAAUGCGAACCCGCCUAUUCUAUGAGGAUAAAAUCCAGUUUGGCAAAAAGAAGACAUAGUCCUGGUCCAAAAUAUGAUCUCACCGGACUAACCGUUUAUGGAAGAUCAUGUUCCCCAAAAUAUAGCCAAAAAUCUAGGCCAAGAACCCUAAGAAAAAUAGGUGUUCCAGGGCCAGGGGACUACAAACCUGAAGAUGUACCACCCAUGAGUAGUAAGAGAGCACCGCGUUACUCCAUGAUGCGUCGAACUGCUGGUGUUAACCCCAAACUUGGAUCACCAGGACCAAUGGCCUAUGGUUUACCAACAACCAUUGGACCUAAAGUUCCAGAUAAAUACGCCAAUGCAGCCUACACAAUGAAAGUAACUUGGAGGAUUAAAGCCAGACCAAUAUCCCCAGGACCUGCAGCUUAUAGCGCAAUCUCCCAGGACGUCUGCAAACAUAAACUACCAACAUAUUCUAUUGCAACAAAAGCAUACCCUCCUAAUCAAAAGGCCUAUGGACCAGGCCCUAUUUACAAACCCAAGUUGGAUGAAAAACCUGGUUACUCAUUUGGACUUAAAACUAACGCAAUACCUUUUUUUACUUUAAAAGACCAAGGGUGUACACCACCAAAAACUGGCAAAGUUCAAAAAGACAUUUGCUGAGAUUUUUUUUAGGAAUUAAAUGGAUAAAUUUCAAGUAAAGUGUUCAUAUCUUAAUAAAUAUAAUAUUAAAACAGUUUCGUUAUUUUUAUUUUACUAU